AGAAAAAAAAAAUACUUACAAAAUUACACCUAUUUCCUUUUGCAACUUUCCACAUUCAUAAACCCUAGUUUACAUAUUUAUAUUUUUUAUUUAUUUUUAUUUUUAUUAUUGUUAUGCUUACUUAACAAAUAUAUAUUUAUUUGACGAAAUUAAAUCAAAUUUUUAUUAUUCCGAUGACCGCCGAUUCCUCUACCGUCGCCGCCGCCAUUACUCAUUCCGGCGAUGACGGCGGUGUUAAAAGCCCAACAUCCGCCGUCACCAGAAGAAGUUUACCCGUUCCGUGGGCCCAAGCUGUUCGUGGGUCGGAUUCGGUUCCGGGUAUUUCUGAUCCGGCACCGCCUCCGGAGACUCCGCCGGAAAACAAUGCCGCCGGUGGCUUAAAAAAGUCUGCUUGGAAUAAACCUUCUGCAAUUAAUGGUGUUAUUGAUGGAAAUAGUGAGCCUCUUAUGGGGGCUGCUUCUUGGCCUGCUUUAUCUGAAUCGACCCGACCCGGAUUCAAGCUGCCCGAAUCUUCAUCUAAACCCGCAUCCGAUGGAUCCGUUUCGGCACCUGUAGUACUGCAACAACAAACAAAACAGGCUAAAAGUAAUGCAAACUCUCAUCACACUAAUUCAAACCAUAUGAAUCAGCGAAACCGAUCAAUGAAACGAGCAGGGGCUGCUGGUGGGGCUGGUACUGGUAAUGGUAAUACUGGUGGUGCUGGUACGGGUAAUGUUGGUGGUGCUGGUACGGGUAAUGUUGGUAGUGUUGGUGGCACAUCUGCAGGCUAUAUAAGGCCGCUACCGCCACCACCACCACCAAUGCCGCCCCCGUUUCCACUUUUUGACGUGUAUGGUAAUUUGGUACCACCACCACCACCACCUCCGUUUAAGGGGAAUACUUGGUCCCCUAGAUCAGUUGGAGUUGUUGGGCAGGAUCAGUCUUUGAAUAGGAAUCCAGCCCGGAGGAAUAAUAACUUUGGUCCUAGGCCGGUGAACAAUGGUGGAAGGCGUGAUCAUCAUGACCGUGAUUGGAGGGGUCCUAGAAGUCAUCAAAUGGGAGUGGGCCCACCACCUCCACCACCAGUUAGGGGAUUUAUUCGACCUCAUCCAGGCCCUGCUUCUUUUAUUCCUCAUCAGCCUAUAAGACCGUAUGGCCCCCCAAUGGGUUAUGAUAUAGGUGCAUCAUAUGUAUAUCUGCCUACAUUAGCUCCAGAGCCAUUUAGGGGUGUGCCUCCUCUGCCUCCCCCUGGAACAUCGGGUUCUAUGUUUAUGCCUCGUAUGGAUUCUUCUUUCGAGGAUCCAAUACUUAAGCAGAUUGAAUAUUAUUUCAGUGAUGACAACUUGGUGAAAGAUAACUUUUUGAGGUCACACAUGGAUGAUGAAGGAUGGGUACCUAUCUCAUUAAUAGCUGGUUUUCGUCGAGUUCAACUUUUGACGAAUGACAUCCAAAUGAUUACAAAAUCUUUGAGAGAUUCAACUACUCUUGAAAUUCAGGGUGACAAGUUGAGGAGACGUACUGAUUGGAAAAGAUGGGUACAAUCUUCCAACAAGAGUCAAGGGGAUACAUCGUCACAUGAAGCAAAUGAGAAUUCUGUGGAAGAAACUUCAUUGCAGAAUCUCACACUGGAAGACGGGCCUAGUAAUGAAAAAGAAGUCGCGGGAUCAGAUUCUUCAAAUCUUGUUAAUGGGGAAGUCACUAGCGGGGAACCUUGUUUCUAAAGUCCAAUGCUCAUCCAAGAAGUCAAAGUCAAUACCUUUGACCCGUGCCGGAUUUUUGCAGUUUCCAGUACAUAGGAGAGCUUUGGAUGCUUGAUUAAUGAGGCUGAUGGUUUUGUAUAUAUGCUGCUGAUGAUUCUGUGGCAUUUAGCUAGUUUUUGCUGAUUUAUCAUGGCUGGCUGGAAGAUAGGAUCCCGAGUUUUUGGUACUUUUGGGAGAUCGAAGACUAACUAUUUUUUGAUGAUCUAAAUCUUUAUGGCUUGAAUUCUUACAUGUCUUUCAAAGUGCUAGCUUUAUACCCUAUUCUGGAAUGGGUACACAUUUAUGAUACAUUGACUUGUUUGACUAGUGCGACACUGUAGGGUAUUCUUUUAGUGACUGGUUUUGUUCUUA
This is a messenger RNA of Erigeron canadensis, 2090 nucleotides long. Its product is annotated as la-related protein 1B-like. Gene Ontology annotation, molecular function: RNA binding. The coding region runs from base 174 to 1700 and encodes 508 amino acids. The transcript has 6 exons. NCBI's taxonomy places the organism in Eukaryota, Viridiplantae, Streptophyta, Magnoliopsida, Asterales, Asteraceae. The record is from RefSeq and is a predicted model, not a curated record.